Tetrahymena thermophila SB210 is the source of this 2175-nucleotide messenger RNA. RefSeq names its product adenosine/AMP deaminase. Gene Ontology annotation, biological process: adenosine catabolic process; inosine biosynthetic process. The transcript has a single exon. Gene Ontology annotation, molecular function: adenosine deaminase activity. The record is from RefSeq and is a predicted model, not a curated record. Lineage: Eukaryota; Ciliophora; Oligohymenophorea; Hymenostomatida; Tetrahymenidae.
AACAAUUAAUUAUUAAUAUAUAAUUUAGAAGAAAUACAUUUUUAGAAAAAAUAUUUAGAAAGAAUGAAUAGAAUUUUAGUAGCGACCACUUUAAUUUUGCUUCUUUCCUGCUCUUUGGUUGUUGAAGCUAAGAAGCUAAGAAGUCACCAGGCUCCUUUAAGAAAUUCAAAGCCUUAUUAAGACAUUUUAGAAAAGGCUAAAAAAUUAAUGGGAGAUUAAAAUGCUCAAAAAGUCAAUGGUAAAUUGAAAGAACUUAAGAAUAUGUCUUAAUAGCAACUUGUUGAUUAUUUUGCUAAUCACAAGUAUAGUGAUGUUUAGGAUUACUGGUUCUAAUAUUAUUUGCUUUCUGAGCUACUUUUGUUUACUGAUUCCAAUACCUGGCUUAGUCCUUCUAAGUCUCAAAUCAAUGAUCCUUUAUAUGAUGAAUUUGUAUAAAAAGAUGCUGAGUACUCUCAAUACUUAUAAAGCUGCAGAGACUAAUCUAAUAAAUUUAUUACUGAAAACUCAAGCGAGAGUUUAGAACUUGGAGAAAACGGAACAUUGUAUGAUUUGGAGUACACUUACGAAACUCUUGAAUUAAUCGAAUAAGACGUUUUUUAUAAUCAUGUCUACUCAAAGUUACCAAAGGGUGUUAUCCAUCAUCUUCAUUGGUCUGCUGGUACUGAUUAUUAAGGAUUUAUCACUAGUAUCAGAGCUGCUAUCAACAGCUAACCUUAUGACAGCGAAAGAAUUGUAGUUGUUUCUGUUUAGGUUUAUCUCGAAGAUGCUACUGUUGGUAAGGUUGCUACUGAGAAGUAUUUCAACAAGUAUUUCUUGACUAAGUAAAAGUAUGUUGACCCCAACAAUCUUCAAUCAGUGAUUGAUGCUAAUUAAGAUGUUUUAAAUCAAUUUGCUUAGAAUGUUAAGGAAAACAAGAAGUGUUUGAAUUACAUUAAGGACAACAAUGGUUUCAAUCCUGGUAACCUUGAUCCCUAUAUCAGAGGUUUCGUCUAUUGGAAGAGCUGCAAUGGUUCUAUUUAUGAUGAUGGCAUGAGCUAAGAAGGACAAGCCAAAUCAUUGGAAGACCUCUCUUUAAUGCUCAAAGAAAGUAUUGCCUGCUUCUAAUCAGAUGAAUAAGCCAUUAAGAGACUUCCUAAGUCAUACUUGAAAGAUAAUGCUUUUGAGACUAAAGAAACAAAGGAAAUUCUUGGUGUCUGGUUCUUCUUCGAAUAGAUCUUCUAGAGUGUUGGUGAAUUAUAAGACAACUAAGACAUUUUCAAGCAACUUACUGUGAAUAUGUUCAUGUCUUUCAAGGACCAAAAUACUUAUGGUGUCGAAUUUAGAAACAAAAAUGAUAAAUUCUAAAUUGGUACCUUCUAAGAAAGCUCCGAUUAAUUUGAAGUUCCUUACAGUUUUAUCACUCCAGGUAGAAAAGUUGCAGGUAAAGGUAGCAAAGGUGGUGCUAUUGUUUAAGCUGCUCCUAAAAUUACUGAUCCUAACUUCGUUGGUAUUGAUUUCUUUGCUUUCGAAGACGAUCCAUACAAUGGUGCUAGAAACUUCUUCCCUGGGGCAUUCACUGAUGUUAUUAAAGGAGAAACCUAAUCUUACUUCGAUUAGAUGUUUAACUACUUGAAUAACUAGAAUGGUAAUAUCUAUUUACACGCAGGAGAAACUCAAUUCUUCCCACAAGGUGGCAUAGAUAAUAAAUACACCAACAAAAACUACAUCAAUGAUAACCUAAUUCAUGCUGCUCUUCUUCCUGGAGUUAAGAGAAUAGGCCAUGGUUUUGAAGCCUACAAGAAUAAUUUGCUUUUGAGCAUCAUCAACCAAAAGAAUAUUUCAUUCGAAUCUUGCCCUAUUUCCAAUUAAGUCUUGAACUUCAACGAAGUCUACACAAACCCAUUCUUAAAUCUCUUAAGAAAUGGCUUGCACAUGGCUAUUUCCCCUGAUGAUCCAGGUCUCUUUGGUUACAUAGGUGUUGCUAUGGAUUGGUUCUACGUUUUGAUGGAGACUGACGUUAAACCUAGUGAAGUUUACUUGCUUUUAAAGAAUUCAAUUGAAUACUCUUCAAUCAAAGAAAUCAGAGACAACUCUUAAUAAUACCUCCAAAGACUCAGAGAUGAUUUGGAUGCUUUCUUCUCUGAUUUACCCGACGUCUGCCCUGCAGAUAAUGAAAAUGAUAAUCAAGAUUAAUGA